This is a messenger RNA of Botrytis fragariae, 1506 nucleotides long. RefSeq names its product putative cytochrome p450 family protein. Gene Ontology annotation, molecular function: oxidoreductase activity, acting on paired donors, with incorporation or reduction of molecular oxygen, reduced flavin or flavoprotein as one donor, and incorporation of one atom of oxygen; iron ion binding; heme binding. NCBI's taxonomy places the organism in Eukaryota, Fungi, Ascomycota, Leotiomycetes, Helotiales, Sclerotiniaceae. The record is from RefSeq and is a predicted model, not a curated record. The coding region runs from base 1 to 1506 and encodes 501 amino acids. The transcript is spliced from 4 exons.
AUGACUUCUAUAAGUAUUUGGGUAGCUUUCUCCCUCUUCUUCUAUUUCAUUGCGAACAGGAUAUACAAAUCACGCAUAUAUUCUGCCAAACUGCGCAAGUUCGGGUGUCAAGAACCAGUACCGAAAGACACCAUCGGCCGUUGGCCAUUCGGUCUUGAUAUCAUCAAGAUAGCUCUGGAGGCCGACCGAGGAAAAUUCUUCCCAACCCUCCUUCAAAGAAAUGUCGAACAAUACGGCAUAACAUUCAAGUAUACGAUCAUGAACACGUCAAGCCUUUUUACAGUAGAUCCUAAGAAUGUAAAAGCCAUUUUGGCAACACAAUUUGAUGAUUUUGAUCUAGGGCCAAUGCGGAUAGGGGCCUUCUGGCCUAUGCUUGGGAAAGGCAUAUUUACACAAGAUGGCCAUGAAUGGAAGGUAACGAGGGAUAUGAUGAAACCUCAGUUCAAUCGGGAUCAAAUGAGUGAUUUCGAGGUGGAGGAGAAGCAUGUUCAGAAUUUGAUGAAGGCUAUAGAUACCAGACUUCAGGAAAUUCUACUUGGACAGUCUGCUGAUUCCCAGCUUCUCGAUCUGCCAGAAAAUCAAACAAAAGCCCAGGGUACCAGAAUAGAUUUUGCGGCUGAGUUUGACAACGCUCUAUCUUGGCUUUCUACUCGUGGCCGUUUUGCUGAUAUGUAUUGGCUGGUCUCCAGCAAAGACUUCAGAAAUUCUUGCAACAAAUGCAACGAAUAUGUCGAUCAUUUUGUUCAACUUGCUCUUGACAGAAACUCACUAGCCAAAGAUCAAGACAAAGAUUAUUCAACCGCCACCAAGAAGAGGUACAUUUACCUGGACGCUCUUGCCAAGGAAAUACAAGAUCCAAUCGAGCUUCGUUCUCAGUGCUUACAUUUGAUGCUAGCAGGUAGAGGCACGACGGCCUCGUUGUUAGGAUGGUUGUUUCUUUUAUUCGCUCAGAAUCCCAUUCAUUACCAAAAGCUGCGCAAUAUCGUCAUCGAAAACUUUGGAACAUACGAAAAUCCUUUGGAAAUAAACUUCUUGGACCUCAAAAAUUGCCGAUAUCUCCAACAUUGUUUGGAUGAAGCUUUGCGACUUUAUCCACUUGUACCUUUUAACGUCAGGCAGGCAAACAAGGACACGACCUUACCACAUGGCGGUGGAAAGGAUAGAAAAUCGAAAGUCUUUAUUCCAAAAGGGUCAAUAGUCGAAUACAGUGUUUACGCCAUGCAUCGUAGAAAGGAUAUAUGGGGUGAUGACGCUGAUGAGUUUCGACCUGAGAGAUGGGAAGGAAAGAAAGUGGGAUGGGAAUUUUUACCUUUUAAUGGCGGUGCAAGGAUUUGUAUCGGACAGCAAUUUGCCUUGAAUGAGGCCGGUUACGUUACUGUCAGGCUUCUUCAGAGGUUUGAUAUGAUUCGAGAUAUGGCAACGGACCCAGUCGUGGAACAUGAACUCAAACUCACAAAUUCCUCCGCCAACGGUGUUAAAGUCAAGUUACAUGCUUCCACUGCAUGA